AAUGCGGCUGGUCUAACAAGCGGGGUUCUCAACAGACCAAGUGACUUAAUCUACUCUGGCGCCUUUUAUUUAUGUGUGCUUAAAUGAAAGAGCUGGACAUGCAGAAAGCAAUAUCGAUGAGGACAAGAAGCCACUUUGGAUUAUCAGUGCAUUCAUCAUCAUUGAGUAAAUGCGCAGUCAGUCUCAUUUUAGGCUGCACGCACGCCACAACAGUCUGGAACUCCGAAAUAGUCUGGCAGUCGUGAGCGGGCGAGAAAUGACGUCAGUCUAGACUUCUCCGAACAAGAUGUGUUCAACAUGAAUAGCCCCGUAUAUGUUUGAAAGCGUAUAACUAGCACGGAAUUUUGACGGUGACAUUAACUGCCUGUCCGCAUAUUCAUCCGAUGUUAGUCGUCGCCAAUAGGACAGCUAAAUUAUGGGCUCGAGAAUAUACGUUGUAGAAAAGCGGACUCCGACAACAUUGAGACAUUGAAACGUUGAAACAAUAAUUUGGAGAUGGCGAGUGACGACCAGGUGGCCAUCUUGACGGAUGACGAGGGGUAUCAGAAGAGGAAGUAUGUCCUGGCAGAACCCUUCAACACCCUGUCCAACACCCUGGAGCAGAUACCGGUGGGCUCGGGCCCCGCCUCUGCCUCCCAAGGUCCAGAGUCUCCCCCCACAGACACACCCGACUCCCCCUCCUCCAACCCCAGUAAUGACUGCCUGGAGAGGAACUGCGUGCGGAUCGACAACCACCUCCUCAUCUCCAAGGUCUUCUAUUUCUUCUUCUAUGCAGCCUAUGGGUCCCUACACCCGCUGCUGCCUGUCUACUACAAGCAGCUGGGGAUGACUCCCAGUCAGAGCGGCCUGCUGGUCGGGAUCCGGUACUUCAUCGAAUUCUGUAGCGCCCCCUUUUGGGGGGUGGUGGCGGACCGCUUCAAGAAGGGCAAGGUGGUGCUUGUGUUCUCCGUUUUCUGCUGGCUGGUGUUCAACUGCGGCAUCGGCUUCAUCAAGCCCGCCUCCAUAACAUGCGUGGAGAGGAAACCCACAGUCGCACGCCCCACCAGCCCUGCCCACCUCGGUCUGCCGGCCAAUUACAGUAGGGACCGCAGGGGUGUGAUUGGAGACUUGUUUUCCCUCUCUUCAAAUCAACACAGUUUAGCAUCAGACUCAGUUAGUGGCGGUCCCCUGCACAGGUAUGUGAGGAGCGAUGGUGGUAAUGUCACUGGACCCAGCACUGUCCCGGGACCUGUGCCUUCCCCCACCAUCACAACAACAACAUCUUCCCCCUCCACCACCCCUACUACAACAGCCAGCUCAAAACCUGCCUCAAAUCUAACCACAACCAAACCAACCACCACAACCAUUCCGAAAGUCUACCACAUCAUCUCCAACCACGACCAGGUGGAGACCAUCUUCCUCCUGAUCCUGCUAGUCAUCAUCAUCGGCGAGUUCUUCAGCGCUCCGGCUGUGACCAUAGUGGACACGCGCACCCUGCAGUACCUGGGCCCCCACCAGGACCGCUACGGCCUGCAGAGGAUGUGGGGCUCCCUGGGCUGGGGCCUGGCCAUGCUCUGCGUAGGCAUCUGGAUCGACCACACCCACAUCAAGCUCUUCAUCCAGGGCACCGGCUGCAUCGUGCCCGACUACAAGAACUACCAGAUAGCCUUUAUUGUCUUUGGAGUCCUGAUGGCCGUAGCUUUGAUAUUGUCCACACAGUUUUACUUUGAGAGUAGUACUAGUGACCACCGGCCAAUGGCGGCCCAGCUGGAGGAGGAUAAGAGACAGGAGGCAGAGUCUCCUCAAAUGUCCAGUGGCGUUUCAUCUCCCAAAGGGCAUGCAGUGGAAUCGUUAGAAUCCCAAAGUGUCGUCAGCCAGCCGUUUCUUUACCAGGACCUCAUUCGGCUGCUGUGUAGCGUGCAGUACGGCUCAGUGCUCUUCGUGGCCUGGUUUAUGGGAUUUGGCUACGGCUUUGUGUUCACGUUCCUCUACUGGCACCUGGAGGACCUGAAAGGGACCACCACGCUAUUUGGAGUGUGCUCGGUGCUGAGCCACAUCUCAGAGCUGGUCGCCUACUUCACCAGCCACAAGCUCAUCGAGCUGGUUGGCCAUAUAAGGGUGCUGUACAUCGGUCUGGCCUGCAACACGGCUCGUUACCUGUACAUCUCCUACCUGGAGAACGCCUGGAUCGUCCUGCCCAUGGAGGUCCUUCAAGGUGUGACCCAUGCCUCAGUGUGGGCAGCCUGUAUCUCCUACCUGAGUGCUGCAGUGCCUCCAGAGCUGAGGACCUCUGCCCAGGGUAUCCUCCAGGGUCUGCACCUGGGGCUGGGCCGGGGCUGUGGGGCCAUGGUGGGGGGAGGCUUGGUCAAUGUUUUUGGAGCAGCCCACACCUUCAGAGGGAUAGGAAUGGUCUCCCUCGUCAUCCUCCUCCUCUUCUCUCUCAUCCAGUGGCUGGCUGUGCAGAGUGGGAACAAAAAUCCCAGAAUGCUGGCGGAGAACAUCCCAGUCCCCUCCAGCCCUGUUCCCAUAGAGACCAUAGACAUUAUCCAAUCAAAUAACGGAGCCGCCACAAUGACACCGCCGAGGAAGACCAAGCACCAGGAGGAUCAGGAGGACUUGAGCAAGCCUGCCUGGGUGGUGUCCGCCUCACCCUGGGUCACCCUGGCCUUCGCCCUGCACCAGAUCAGAGAGAUGGCUACCCUUGCCAGGAGCAGCCCUGCCAAGAAUCCAUCAGACCCUGCAGAGGACCUGAGCUCUAGGACCAUGCCUCAUACCUGGCCUGAUGACUCCUUGCUGUUCCCAGUCCACCUGGCCUUGCUGCUGCUCCAGUUUCAAAUGUUCUGCCUGUGGCUAUGGAACCCUGACCUGUUCACCGGACGUGCUACCUGCUCCAGACCUGCUGUUUUAAACUCUCUAGAGACAGCAGGAGCGGUAGAGAUACUCUGAAUGAUCGGCUUUGAAAAGCCAACUGACAUUUACUCCUGAGGUGCUGACCUGUUGCACCCUCUACAACCACUGUGAUGAUUAUUAUUUGACCCUGCUAGUCAUAUAUGAACAUUUGAACAUCUUGGCCAUGUUCUGUUAUAAUCUCCACCCGGCACAGCCAGAAGAGGACUGGCCACCCCUCAUAGCCUGGUUCCUCUCUAGGUUUCUUCCUAGGUUCUGGCCUUUCUAGGGAGUUUUUCCUAGCCACUGUGCUUCUACACCUGCAUUGCUUGCUGUUUGGGGUUUUAGGCUGGGUUUCUGUACAGCACUUUGUGACAUCAGCUGAUGUAAGAAGGGCUUUAUAAAUACAUUUGGUUGAUUGAAAGUUUGGUUUGUAGUUGCCGUUACAUAAUAGUCUAGUGACACCUAGGCUAUCUGGUUAUUACAGUACUCAUGCACUUUCAGGCCUAAAGGCUGAUUUAUACCCUACGGAGACGGACCCUGCGGAGCUUAGCAAAGUGUUGCAAUGUGGGGGUUUUUGUCACAAAAGUGCCAGCUCCUUGUAGUGCGCUCUGACAUUCGAUGUAAUCCUGUGCCACAUGAAAAUUGUAACGUGCCGUAUCAUUCCUUGUGUAGCCAUGGGGCUACAAAAAAAACAGCAGAAUCCGGAACUCGCUGGGUAAGAGUUGAGUACCCCUAGGUCAUAGCCUAUGCAUCAAAGUAACCUAUUAUGCAUUGAUUAGCAAAUAUAAGGUCAGAGACACCGGUAAGUAUGAAGAAGUGUGUAUGCAUUUUUAGGCUACCCAGAACUAACACCAGUUUAUCAGACCUACAGGACAGCUGUAGUGUUCUUAUCUAGAAGGUGGACCAGAUGUCUUUUCAAUUUGAUCAAUGUGCCAGAGCUGUAGCAUCUCGUUCCAAAAUGUGUGGUAUUUAGAUUUUCUUUCAGAUAUGAGCAGUCUGGAGAACUACAACAGUACUCUAGUAUGUUAGAUAGUUUGCUUAGUAUCUUGUUAGUCAGAUAUAGCUUGUAGAUAUCAGUGGAGGCUGCUGUCGGAAUUCCAGCUCAUAAUAAUGGCUGGAAUGCAGAGAAUGGAAUGACAUCAAACCAUGUGUUUGAUGUAUUUGGUAAUAUUCCACUCCAGCCAUUACCACGAGCCUGUCCUCCCCAAUUAAGGUGCCACCAACCUCAUGUGGUAGAUAUAUGUCAUAUGAAAGUAUCUAGCUCGCUAUCUAUCUCGCUAAGAGCUAGCUAAGUAAGUUCACAUGAUGAUUGCUCUUCAUCAAACUGACGUUAGCUAGCUAGCAGAUGUUAAUGGUUAGACGUGAAGCAUUGCUCCAACAUUAUUAAAUGAUUGGUCUUCUAAAUAAUUUAAUGUUCCACAAACAAUAAUUUCUAUAGCCAACUAGCUAGAUAACUAAAAACAAUGGAUAAAUAAAAAAUAAAUAAAAACAAUAUAAAUAAAAAGUAGUUAGCAAGAUACUACUAGCUAGAUAGCAACAGUCAAUAGCUAGAACAACUUGUACAUAGAAGAUAUUUGCUAUUACCCCUAAAAUGGAUACAAUUGUUAUAUCAGAACAAUGAUUUGUCAUUCCAGCUAGUUGUUGUUAGCAAGCAAGCUAUUGUUGUUAGCAAGCUAGUUACUGUACUUUCAAAUUCGGUGGUUAGGAAUUAGGAAUUAGACCAAAGUAAAUGAUAUCGAUAACCAGAACAAGUUUUUAUUUUGCAAACAAAUGUAAAAUACAUUAUCUAUAAUGUUACGAAAUCAAUAUACUGUAUAUGAUUUAAUUACAUAUUUAUAUGUUUUGAUAUAAUUUUCCAAUUGUUUAACAACUAGAGCAAGGGUUUCCAACAUUUUUUCUGUGCACGACCCCAAAUUGACACAAGAAAUGCAGGGAACCCCACUUGGAAAAACCUUAUAUUCCCUAGUGAAGUGGUUCCCAACCUUUUUCGGUUACUGUACCACCAACUGAAUUUUGCUCUGCCCGGAUUACCCAUGAAAUACCCCCCCAUGUGCAUGAAAUACCCCCCCAUGUGCAUUUUGCUAGUAGGCUUAUGAUCUCAUGAACAUUCUCAAGUAUUUCCUGUAGCUAGACCAAGCACCCCCAGGAGUCCUCCUACCCCUGGUUGGGAACCACUGCCCUAGUUAACGCUGUGUGUACAUAUUCUCUCAAUUUAAGGUCUGCAGGCUGUCCCAACACAUACUAAUGACAUGAAAGUACAUUAUAAUACUGUAAAAGGCCCAUAGUUGAUACUAAAAUGUUGUGUUCUAAACCCAUUUGAAGAUAAAAAAGAAGUUCUUACUUUGUUUGAUAAAAUUACAGUUUGUUUCAAUUUGAGAACCACUGAGCUAGAGUUUGCAUUACCUGAUUUUCCGGAGUUUAAGUUUGACCUAACGUGAUUGAUUGUUUUAGCCGUAAUGUUAGGGGGUUGGUUUGACAAUCACUGGACCCAGGUGCGUGUCCCGGUCGGGGCUACCCCCAACUUUGCUACAUCGGUGUCAGAGGUGGGAUGGCGUUUCUGAGGCGUGUAUGUCAAAGGGUGGACAAUUUACAGGUUCUCAUGGUGUAGUAGACUAUUCUGAAUUAAUUCAUUUCUUUCUGAACAAACAGCAGUAAUUCUGUAACUUUGGCAAAUGUAUUUAAAUUUAUCACGGGUGUCACCCUUCGCGCAGCUUCCUUAAGGAAGUAAAUGAUGAUGUACAAAGCUGGAGAGAUGAAAGUUGCAGGCUCCUGUCAAUCAGAGCAAAGAGAGGGAGACAGAUCAUAGAAAGUGAAUCUCAUUCUAGUUCUUUGAGAGAUACAGUGUUGGUCUCAAACAUAGGGUACAAUGUUGCGUAAACCCAACCCUAAUCAACUCUUACAAUAUCAGGCCUGGGGGGACAGGAGAAUGAAUGAAAAGGCAACUCGAAUGUAACUUUGAUCUCUUUUAUUUGCAAAAUGUUAGAAUAACUUUUCAUACCAGCAGUCCAAAAUGGAGAGGUGCUGGAUCCUGUUCCCGCAGGAUCCGGCUCAAAUCAAACGCAAGUCACACCGGUGACAUGUACACUUGAGGGACCAGAGAUGCGUUCAGUUUGCUUGAACAUUUGAUAUGUUCCGGAGAGAUUUCUACUGAACUACACAUAUGGACAAAACGUUAUUGAACGGACUUUGAGGUACGUUUGGUGGGUGUGACGAGGUUGAAGCAAUGAGUGACGUGUAUAAACGCCAGUGGCCAUGCUGACAGCGUACCGACAACCCCUCCCUGUUUUGCAACUGGUUAUUCGGCACAGCACUGUUUCCGUUCAAUUGAACGUUCCAGAACAUAAAAACAUACUGAACACAGCCCUGGUAUAGAGAAGGACACACUCUCCUGAAGGAAGGGGGUAAUGUACCAACAUUAACUUAACACCUAGCGACCUCAAGUGGUUUGUACCUCUCGGUGUAUCGGUUAAGGUGUUGGCUUGACAGUUGCUGGAAGCCAGUUCAUGUCCCGGUCAAGGCAACCCACUGAAUUCUUUACAGUAUUGAUGAAAAUAAGUUUUAUAAGAUACUUUUACUGUGGCAAAUGAUAGAUUAGCUAUGAUAGAUAUCUUAACAAAAAGCCAUGGCAAGGAACAGGAGACAUACAUUAACAUGAGAAAUACAUUUGACUUUAGACUUAUUGAAAUGUGAGUGUCUUGUUAGCACAUCCCUAAUUGAAAACAAUCCUAUCAAAGUGGUUCUGGAAGAGAGUUGAGUAGCAUACUAUAGUUCACAACACUGAAAUAUAAGCUGGAGAUAGGGCCAGUGACUGUUUUAGCAUGUAAAUCUUGGUCGGUUCAAAAAAAACAAAAAAAUGUGGGAUGCAUGCCAGCAAAACCACAACACAACACUAAAAAUACAUGAAUUGCACUAUAACAGUGAGAAACGGUGCCCAUAAACAGUUAGGGCCUACAUAAAGCUGUCCCAACAUCUUACCACUGCUACACCUGGCUAUCAGCAGAGCCUUGUCUGGCAGCGAAACAGUUCAUUCAGCCUCAUUUACAUAGCUGAUAUGGCUGACUUGCUAAAACAAAUGUGGUUUCUAAUGACAAUUGGGCUGUACCAACUAUGGCAUAAGGGGACUGUCAGGACCCGGUGUGAGAAACAGUCACUAAUAGUCGGCAGAACCCAGAAGAUGAGGCAGACACAGCAGAACUAGAGACGGUGGUUUAAUCAAGGUAAAAGAUCUUCAGGCAAAAAAUAUAAAUCCACAACGUCAAAAGUAAAGCCAAGAGAAAAAAUGGAUAACCUCCAAAAUACAAAGAAAAUCCAUAAAGUUGUAAGAACAGCAGGGGGAAAAAAAACUCAAAAGACUAAUCAAAAAUAAACAAGAACAAAACCAGAGUACCUCUGGAAAAUCCAACUAGAGAAAUAUAUGUUCACAGCAUGGCUGGGGCAGGGUGCUAACAAACAAGCACAGAGCAAAGAACUGAGGAACACUCAGGGUUUACAUACCUACAAGAAAAUGAGGCACAGGUGCAAACAAUAACUAGAACAAGGGAAAAACAAAAGGUUCAAAAAGGCGCAAUGGGAGCAUCUAGUGACCAAAACCUGACAGGGACAACAAGCGGAUAAGAGGCAAUCCGUCAUUUCAUUUAAGACAUUAAUGAGCGAGCUAGGACGGACGUAGUCAAUUUAACUAUUUAUUUAACACUUGAAAUGUACAGCGACAGAAUUCAGAACAUGGACUGUUCUUACAGUGUUCUCCCUGUACACCAAGUCAGAACCAUAGGAUAAAUAAAGGGGGCAUAUUCAUACAAUGAAAGCUCUUACAAAAUGUGAUGAUUUAAUUUCUCUAAAACAGGUUAUAGGCUACAUGUGUACCACCAAGUCAGAACAGUGGGUGAAAUUAAGAGGGGUAAAUAGACCAAAAUAUUAGGGUGAGGCACAUGGGCUGAUAACAGCUUACUACACAACAUACACUUAGUAUUACUUUCUUAGCUACAGUAUACAUAUCUCCCUGGCAUAUUACAUAAUUUUUGCAGCAGCAUACAAGACAUUUUUGGACUCACUUUGUUGUGCUGUGCUCACUUGAAAGGAAGGUGGUGCGGCGGUACUUCGUGGGCAAAUUCUGUCAUCAAAGUCUGGCAUUCUCUGGAUUUAUUGUGCUUUCAAAAUAACUGGGAUCUCGGAAAAAAACAAGAUUGAAUCAUGAUAAUGUCAUUGAUAUUCAUGUCGUAGCUCUAGUAAGAGGCCCGAGUUCCCGAUUUCCAAUUCUGAGUUGGAUGACCGUUCAAAACGUAUUUCCCAGUCGGAGUUCGUUUUUUUCGGAAUUCCCAGUUGUCUUGAACUUGCUGAAGUCAAGUUUUCACAGUCCCGAGUUAACAGUUGUUUUGAGCGCGGCAUAAAUCAUGCUUCAAUGACAGCAUGGCCGAUGUUGAAUGUUUAUAAUUUUAAACUUGGAAAAGAGACUCUUAAUCCCAGAUUUGGGACCACACAGCCACUCCACUGAAUAGCAGGCUAGUGAUUGCUUUGCAAUGCUUGCAGUUAGCCACUGUCACUGAUUCCUUCCAAACCACUCGUUGUUAAAUUUACGAUUUCCAACUUGUUGUGUAAUGUUCAUGUCCAAUGGCCGACGAGCACCGAUACGUUUUCUCUAUAAUUUGUCUUCAUUAUUUCUCUUAAUUUGACAAGGAUUAAAAAGUAUUUGCCAGGAGAUUGUUGACUUGAUUCAUGAUGAUGAAUGCUAGCUAAGAUUUUGAAAGAACUGUAGAUAUAACGUGAUUUGACAUAAUUUUAUCUGUGGCCAAUGACCUUGAGCCUUCUUGGAUGGGCACUUCUUAACCCUAACUCUAUGGCAGCACCCAAGGGGCUUGCAUUUUUUAGGUCUACCCUUAGGCUUGGUGGUAAUGUACUGUCCCCAUGAAUGACAGAACAUUGAGCUAAUCAUUGCGCAACAAGAGAAAAUGACCAACACCUACUCUCUGUAUUUUCUGCUGAAUGCCCCACCACCACAGAAAGCACUGAGCUUGGCUGGAACAACUGCAUUUUGGAUCUACCUUACUCAAGAAAGUAAAAAAGAGGCCAUGUUUGUUUGCAGCUUUAUUAACUCAAUGUUUUUGUUGGGUUUUUUUGCAAAAAAUUUGGGGCUCCACCUGCCCUGAAUGAGGGGUCGCCACUAGAUAGGGCUGCACAAUGAAUCAAAUUCACAUUGAAAUUGCAAAAUUGACAAACGCAAUAUCCAUAUUGCAAGAGAUUAAUAUCACACGCAAAAUGUUUGAAACACCACUUAGCUGCAUUUAAUGUCUGUUUUUAUAGUUUACACUGUUAUUUUCUCCCCUUACAGCUGCUUUCCAAACACACCAAACCUCGCCCUCUGCAGUUCCUUCUCCUCGCUGGUAGAGUCACUAUAGGCUACAUUUGCAUGCUGUUCUGUUGAGAUUGUUCCAAACAAGAUACAUUUCAUCUUCAUCGCAAAUCAAAUCACAAUCGCAAUAUUUGGUUUAAAAAAAAUGGUGAUUAGACUUUUUGCCCAUAUCGUACAGCCCUAGCAGGAGAUGAAAAGUCACUUCUCUCUUCUACAUACUUCAAGAUGGACAGACUAAGACAGACUAAAGAAGAAUGGAAAAAGCACAUUAAAAAAAGCAGCAAAAAAAUUAAAAGCGGGCCAGAUGAGAAUGUCAUCUCAGUUGCUGUUUCUGCGCCCUUUGAAAAUGUGGAAGGGGGAUUUUUCUGUGGUGGGCGGACACCCGCAGCAGGCGGCGCACGGCGUCUUUCUCAUUUCUCUAGGAUGCAGAUGAUGGCAGCGUCUUUUCCUGACAGGCACGCCCACGCCAGGCUGAGGGUUUACUGUCUCACACACUUACUGGCUUCCUGCUGCCUGUCUCCCCGAGUUCUGCUAAUACCACGGUUUGUUUUUCAGACACUCCUCCCCUCAGAGUCUCUAACUCAAAAUUGUUAGUUAACCCCCCUCCCUCCACCCCCUUAAGAUUAUUUCUGCAUUCACUAUUGUCAGAUGGCCUAGCGGUUAAGAGCGUUGGACCGAAAAGUCGCUGGUUCGAAUCCACAAGCCACUAGGUUAAAAAAAAUAUAGCGAUGUGCCCUUAAGCAAGGCCCUUAAUCCUAAUUGCGCCUGUAAAUCACUCUGCAUAAGUGCGUCUGCUGAAUCACUAAAAUGUCAAAUGUCUGAAAAACAGUGAUCCGUUUGCUUUGAGAUUGUACUGUACCCUUUCCCCUAGGUAAGAAGUAAGCCUAUUUGCAGACUCAUUGUAGCCUAGUGAUGUUCCUCUAUCUAUAGGUUUAGUGUUGUCUUCUUCCUCCCCCUCGCUCUUCAUCAUCUUGUGCUCAAGUGUGUGAACUAGGGCUUUGUAUGGACUGAUCUGGAGACAGUCUUAGUAUUUGCUAUAAAGAUUCAUAGGCGUUCAUAAGGACUGUCUUGUAGUGAGAUCACCGAUGGAAUCCCUAGUCGGCGACAGUUGUUGUGGCUGGAUGUUUUUCUACAUUGGGCCAUACGGCUAGACUGUUGUUCAAAAUGAACCUGGUGACGGUUGAAGGGAAGUCUUGUGGUUUUGUGAAUGGUUGAGAGCAGAAAGUCCCACUUUUUUGCAAUUUUGCACAAGUUCAGUAGGCUACAAGCAUCUAGUUCAGUAGGCUACAGGCAUCUAAUUCAGUAGACUACAAGCAUCUAGUUCAGUAGGCUACAAGUAUAUAAUUCAGUAGGCCACAAGCAUCUAGUUUAGUAGGCUACAAGCAUCUAGUUCAGUAGACUACAAGCAUCUAGUUUAGUAGGCUACAAGCAUCUAGUUCAGUAGACUACAAGCAUCUAGUUCAGUAGGCUACAAGCAUAUAAUUCAGUAGACUACAAGCAUCUAAUUCAGUAGACUACAAGCAUCUAGUUCAGUAGGCUACAAGCAUAUAAUUCAGUAGGCCACAAGCAUCUAGUUUAGUAGGCUACAAGCAUCUAGUUCAGUAGACUACAAGCAUCUAGUUCAGUAGACUACAAGCAUCUAAUUCAGUAGACUACAAGCAUCUAGUUCAGUAGACUACAAGCAUCUAGUUCAGUAGACUACAAGCAUCUAGUUCAGUAGACUACAAGCAUCUAAUUCAGUAGACCACAAGCAUCUAGUUCAGUAGGCUACAAGCAUAUAGUUCAGUAGACUACAAGCAUCUAGUUCAGUAGACUAUAAGCAUCUAGAUCAGUAGACAAACAAGCAUCUAGUUCAGUAGACUACAAGCAUCUAGUUCAGUAGGCUACAGGCAUCUAGUUCAGUAGGCUACAGGCAUCUAAUUCAGUAGACUACAAGCAUCUAGUUCAGUAGGCUACAAGCAUCUAAUUCAGUAGACUACAAGCAUCUAAUUCAGUAGACCACAAGCAUCUAGUUCAGUAGGCUACAAGCAUAUAGUUCAGUAGACUACAAGCAUCUAGUUCAGUAGGCUACAAGCAUCUAAUUCAGUAGACUACAAGCAUCUAAUUCAGUAGACCACAAGCAUCUAGUUCAGUAGGCUACAAGCAUCUAAUUCAGUAGACCACAAGCAUCUAGUUCAGUAGGCUACAAGCAUAUAAUUCAGUAGACUACAAGCAUCUAGUUCAGUAGACUACAAGCAUCUAGAUCAGUAGGCUACAAGCAUCUAGAUCAGUAGGCUACAAGCAUCUAAUUCAGUAGACUACAAGCAUCUAGUUCAGUAGGCUACAAGCAUCUAAUUCAGUAGACUACAAGCAUCUAAUUCAGUAGACCACAAGCAUCUAGUUCAGUAGGCUACAAGCAUAUAGUUCAGUAGACUACAAGCAUCUAGUUCAGUAGGCUACAAGCAUCUAAUUCAGUAGACUACAAGCAUCUAAUUCAGUAGACCACAAGCAUCUAGUUCAGUAGGCUACAAGCAUCUAAUUCAGUAGACCACAAGCAUCUAGUUCAGUAGGCUACAAGCAUAUAAUUCAGUAGACUACAAGCAUCUAGUUCAGUAGACUAUAAGCAUCUAGAUCAGUAGGCUACAAGCAUCUAGAUCAGUAGGCUACAAGCAUCUAAUUCAGUAGACCACAAGCAUCUAGUUCAGUAGGCUACAAGCAUCUAGUUCAGUAGACUACAAGCAUCUAAUUCAGUAGGCUACAAGCAUCUAAUUCAGUAGGCUACAGGCAUCUAAUUCAGUAGGCUACAAGCAUCUAAUUCAGUAGACUACAAGCAUCUAAUUCAGUAGGCUACAGGCAUCUAAUUCAGUAGGCUACAAGCAUCUAAUUCAGUAGGCUACAGGCAUCUAAUUCAGUAGGCUACAGGCAUCUAGUUCAGUAGGCUACAGGCAUCUAGUUCAGUAGACUACAAGCAUCUAGUUCAGUAGGCCACAAGCAUCUAAUUCAGUAGACUACAAGCAUCUAAUUCAGUAG
Messenger RNA from Salvelinus fontinalis (brook trout), 12223 nucleotides. Its product is annotated as major facilitator superfamily domain-containing protein 6-like. Gene Ontology annotation, cellular component: plasma membrane. Bases 496 to 2925 code for a protein of 809 amino acids. Lineage: Eukaryota; Metazoa; Chordata; Actinopteri; Salmoniformes; Salmonidae. The transcript has 7 exons. Gene Ontology annotation, biological process: antigen processing and presentation of exogenous peptide antigen via MHC class I. The record is from RefSeq and is a predicted model, not a curated record.